Messenger RNA from Nelumbo nucifera (sacred lotus), 1047 nucleotides. It is a transcript of the gene APT1, whose product is annotated as adenine phosphoribosyl transferase 1. The record is from RefSeq and is a predicted model, not a curated record. Gene Ontology annotation, cellular component: cytosol; cytoplasm. Gene Ontology annotation, molecular function: adenine phosphoribosyltransferase activity. Lineage: Eukaryota; Viridiplantae; Streptophyta; Magnoliopsida; Proteales; Nelumbonaceae. Gene Ontology annotation, biological process: adenine salvage.
AGCCUGAUAGGUGAUACCGACACAACCUGACACCAGCAACAAAGGCACACUGCCUUCUUUUGCUUCUUCGCUGGUGGCUUCUGUUCUGUAUACUAUAGUCGCUCCAACAGAGAAGAGAAGGAAUGGCUGCCGAAGAUGGUCACGAUCAUCGACUUGCCAGAAUUGCUUCUUCAAUUCGAGUCAUCCCGGACUUCCCUAAACCAGGGAUUAUGUUUCAGGAUAUAACCACCCUACUUCUUGAUACAAAGGCAUUUAAAGACACAAUAGACAUGUUCGUAGAGAGAUAUAGAGACAAAAACAUAUCUGUUGUUGCAGGAGUUGAAGCAAGAGGUUUCAUAUUUGGUCCUCCUAUUGCAUUGGCUAUUGGGGCAAAAUUUGUUCCUCUAAGGAAGCCCAAGAAGUUGCCUGGGGAGGUUAUCUCAGAAGAGUACUCACUGGAGUAUGGAACAGACAAAAUGGAGAUGCAUGUAGGAGCUGUAGAGGCAGGAGAACGUGCCCUUGUUAUUGAUGAUCUCAUUGCAACAGGGGGCACUUUAGCUGCUGCAAUCAAGCUAUUGGAACGUGUUGGAGUGGAGGUCGUUGAGUGUGCAUGUGUCAUUGAAUUGCCAGAGCUAAAGGGCCGGGAGAGGUUAGGAGACAAACCACUUUUUGUCCUUGUAAGUGCGGUUUGAUCUUGUAAACUUCACCGCAGAGGAUUUCGUAUUGUAUGCCCAUAAUAAUCAUUUCAAGCUUUCUUUCUAUUUGAGAAAGCCCAAAGGUGUUGAAAAUUGAAGAGAUUUAGUUUGAGGAAAGGAAGUUCGCACUGAGAGGGCACUUUCUUAAUUUAAUUCUUACAAGAGACCCGGAAAUCCUAGGUAGUUGGGAUAAUGAUUUGAUUGUGAUACCUGACAAAAAGUUUGUGGACAUUUAGCUCAACAUAUUCAAAUAACAAGUUCAUAAUAGUACGACUUUGUUAAUCCCAAAGAGAUUAGAGAUGUGUAUGCCUCUACUAUUAAGCUGUGUAAAAAUAGUAUUGGCUUAGCAACAUUGCAGGGCGAAUUACGGUUC